UCACUUUAUGUCAUUUUCCAAACAUGUCACUGCAUACUUCAAAAUUCAUCAAAAAUUCCUGUGAAUGCACCUAAAAUCCCGAAACGAUCUCUCUUAUAGAUCAUCGAGAGGCCAAUUCAGAGAAUAGUACCAGUCUUUCAAACAAAAAUGGCAGAUUAUUGUACUUUCACUGCCCGUAGCCGUGGGGAAGCAAAGGAGGGAACAUCGCCCUAUAACCCUCGAAACAUGAAUGCUCCAACCAUCGUUAUUCAUCCUCCAUCCAUAAGUAUGGAUGAAGAUAAUAAUCCAGAUUGCUGUGAACCCCAAGACCCACCCAUUCACAGAAGAUUGAAAGAUCGCACAAUAACAACAGCUCCAUAUCGAGGCCAGGACGACCUUAGAGGUAUCUCACCGAGUACACCAAGAACACGAACUAGUCCCCAAAACUUGGGUGGAACUUUCGUAGCUAGCAGGAGAAACAUGCAAGAUACUACAUUCAGUCCCAAUUUUCAGUCAUCUGCAAUUCCAUCACCUCCCAAUGUUACCAGAGACGUGACCCCGCCCCAUAUGAGAGAUCUGAGAUAUGAUACUUGUGUCACCCCCCCUGUGGGUUUCGAACAAUUCUCCCAAUUUGGCACCACUUAUGACCAACCUCCACUCAACAGUACUUACACUAAAACAUCAAGCUUUCCAACAGAAACUACAUCAGGUUCCGAUUUUUUAACCUCUGGUGAGUACUCGGAUCAAGGACCUUGGAAGAAUUUCGCCAUUCCAAAGAAACUGAAGAAGGUAAACAUAGCACCAAGUGCCCAUAAAACGUAUCCUAGGAGUGCUGUACCUCCCCCAUCCAGAAAUUACUCAACUUAUAACGAUAAACAGCCUAUUCUAGACGUGAAAGAGGUAGCAGCACACCGAAAGAAAGCACCGAGAUUUUAUAGUACUCCUACUACGACUGGCAUGAUAAACGACGGCACUGGCAUAAGCUCAGUAUGGGGACAAGAUAUGAACUCUGUGAGUGGUAGUUACGUUGAUAGCUCAAUUGGUUGGACUCAGGGGGUAAGAAUGGAUUCCUUUAACGCUUAUAGGCAAAUGACUCCUUCUCCCAAGAAUGUCCAGGUACCUCCACGUUAUAACGCAACACAAAUACUCGGCACCAAGAAGCCAACCAGGAUCCCCGCUGCUCAUGCUACCCACACCUACUUACAAAACCCAUACCCUAACGUGCCCAACAUAAUGCUUAACCCUUCUGCUGAAAGUUCUAGGAUAAACGCUACAAGAACUAUAAAUAAAGCAGGACCAGCAAAUAUGACAGUAACUAUACCACCCCAGGAAGGAAAAGGUUUCUGUGCUCCUUGUUCAGAACCAGAAAAUAUGACAGUAACUAUACCACCCGAGGAAGAAGAAGGUUACUGUGCUCCUUGUGCUACUGGGGAAUCUUCUUGUCUUGAAGAUGAGGAAGCAGCUAAAAGGAAAGAUGCAGGGAAGGAUGUAGGAAAAGAUUUCUGUACGGUGUUAGAGAUAAGAACCCCAUGUGCCAAUAAUACUUCUAAACCAGAUAAUCCCUUGAAUCUAUCCAUUCACGUUACUUGUACUGAUCCCACUUACCUAGUUACACCUGAUAAGCGAUUCAAUGUUAUAGGUCACAAUUCAGCUCCUAAAGUGAAACCAUGUGUUGAACCCCAAAAACAAAUAGAUGAUGUACCAUCAGAUUGCCGAUGUGAAUAAAGAUAUUCCAAUUUUAAAUGUUAGAAGAAGAUAAUAAAAUAUAAACUUCAUUAUGAUA
Molecule: messenger RNA, 1762 nt
Organism: Harmonia axyridis
Lineage: Eukaryota; Metazoa; Arthropoda; Insecta; Coleoptera; Coccinellidae
Exons: 2
Coding region: 148-1704 (518 amino acids)
Source: RefSeq, a predicted model, not a curated record